This is a messenger RNA of Micromonas pusilla CCMP1545, 945 nucleotides long. RefSeq lists its product as uncharacterized. The transcript is spliced from 2 exons. The record is from RefSeq and is a predicted model, not a curated record. NCBI's taxonomy places the organism in Eukaryota, Viridiplantae, Chlorophyta, Mamiellophyceae, Mamiellales, Mamiellaceae. The coding region runs from base 1 to 945 and encodes 314 amino acids.
AUGGCGGCGUCGUCGGCGACGUUCUUCGACGACGUCGUCGCCGCCGCGUCCUCCUCCGCGCCGCCGCCGCCGGAUACGCCGCCGCCGCCCGCGCUGUUCGAGCUCGCGCUCGCGUCCCCCACCCCGCUCGGCGCGACGCUCGCGCUCCUCGGCGGAUUCGCCAUCGCCAAGGCGGUCGUCUAUUGGCGCGUGCAGUUCAUCACCGCGGCGAUGAUCGGCCGGCACGUGCCCCCGACCGCGCGCCGCGUCCUCGAGUACGGCGUCGGCGCGGGGAAGAACCUGUACUACUACCCGAAGACCGUCGGCAUGGUCGUCGGCGUGGACCCGGACGCGAAGGAGGACCUGCUCAUCCAAGUCAGGCGCGUUCUAGCUAGACUUUCUCUCCCGGCGCGGCGCAUCUCUCCGCCCAGGGUCCCACGCUUUCAAUCCCGACACACCUCGACGCCUUUCAACUCCGCCCCUGACGCCUUUGAACCCCACCCCGACGUCGCUUUGAACGACGGAACGACCCUCAGCGUCGCGAGCGCGGUGCCAUUCGUCGCGAAAGCGCAGCCGAACGAGGAUCCCACCGGUCAACCCGACGCGUCGAUCGACGCGGUCGUGACCACGGGCGCGCUCGGGAAGAGCGCGGACCCGGCGAAGAUCAUCGCGGAGGCGGGGAGGAUACUCAAGCCGGGCGCGCCGCUCGUCUUCUGCGAGGACAUGUCCUUCGGCAAGGGAAAAGUUUUAGACGCGCUGACGUCGUCGGAUGCGGCGCGGGCGUUCGAACGGCCGGAGUACGACGACGGGUGGGCGACGCUGCCGCUGUCGCCCGUCGCGAUCGGCGUCGCGGUGAGAAAGAGGGACGGGGACGCCGGGAACGGCGGCGGGGCGGCGAAGAGGGGGGACGAUUUCGAGGCGUCGUUGGGCCUGGGGGGCGGCAAGAGAGGGAAGCGGAAGAAAUAA